This is a messenger RNA of Porites lobata, 1316 nucleotides long. The record is from the annotation of a GenBank genome assembly. Lineage: Eukaryota; Metazoa; Cnidaria; Anthozoa; Scleractinia; Poritidae.
UAUCAUAUCUUUCAAGUUUACAAGAACUGUGCCGAACUCUACAAAGCUGGUAAACAGAAAAGCGGUGUUUAUUCCAUCGACCCCGACAACACUGGUGCCUUCGAUGUGUAUUGUGACCAAACGACAGACGGUGGGGGUUGGGCAGUGUUCCAGAAGAGACUGGACGGCUCGGUUGAUUUCUAUCGCGGCUGGGAAGACUACACACGAGGCUUUGGAAAUCUGAAUGGUGAGUUUUGGCUCGGACUGGACAAGAUUCAUCGCCUGACAAAAGAGCGAAGCAGGCUUCAUGUGGAUCUUGAAGAGACGACGGGAAAAACGGCUUAUGCUGAAUACGACUUUUUUGGUGUUGCAAGCGAGAGAAGUAAAUACAAGUUGAGUCUGGGAACAUAUUCGGGUAAAUUGUGCUUUUAUAAAGAUCAUUUCAUAUAGUUCUAUCAUCGGAAUUAAUUUUUCUUUCGUUUUUUCUUUAUUAGCUACUUUUAAUUCAAUCAGCACUUUUUAUUGCAACAUCCAUUCACUUUAUUUCCAACUUUCAAAACACAAACAACCAAGCAAGCAAAAAAGAAAGCAAAAUCCGCUUUAAAAAGUUUCAAAGUUCAUUUCUACGAUGCCAUGGGGCCUGAAACAACAAAUCAGUUCAAGUUGUUGAAACAUUGUCACUUGAGUUGGGGUGAAGAAUUCGCCUUUCUCAUACAAUUUAUUAAGUUUUAAGUCUUAAGUUUAUUGUUUGCCAGAACUAAAUACGUAAAUAUGAAAAGCCAAUUUCGAGGAAGCCCAAAUAAGGAACUAAUCGAAUGUAUGCCAAAUUCGACCAUCACUUAUUUGAAGUCGAGUUCAACAUAUUGUCAGCCUUUUACCGUUUUUGUUUGUUUGUUGUUGUUGUCUGUUUUUUCUAGUAUGUAUAUAAACAUUCCAGCAGCUAACCUACCUAAUAAAUCACCUGGCAAGUUUCACUUACAACCUGGGAAUUUGGGAAUUGCCCCCCCUUCCCCCACUGGCAGUAACGACGGGCAUGCAGUAACUUCUAAUCCUUCUUGUUUUUUGCCUAAGGAACUGCAGGUGACUCGCUUUCACCUCAUCGUGGAAUGGCGUUCUCCACCAAAGAUCGUGACAACGACCGUAGAUCCGACAAAAGCUGUGCCAUACUCUGCAAGGGAGCUUGGUGGUAUAACUCCUGUGUUGCUUCAAAUUUAAACGGCCUCUAUCAUCACGGGACACACUCUACGUCUUUUGAGGGUGUCAACUGGAAUACGUGGAAAGGCGGCACCUACUCCGCUAAGCGAGCUGAAAUGAAAAUCAAACCAGUAAACGCAUAG